CACACCUGAGCUCUGUCUAAAAAAAAUGAAGCAGCUGUCAUAUGUCAACAACUUUCAUCCGUGCAGUGUUCUCCAUUCCUCGACUACUUUCAUCAGCUUUUAAUGACCGCAUCAUCAACCGGAAAGCAUUUGCGACUCUUUAAAAUACCCGCCAGCCCUCAUCUGCCCUCACUGACAUCGCCCACUAGAGAUGGCGAAGAGUUCAUCCAGAAAGUCCCUGAAAAGUUUGUUCUCCAAGAGCGAAGCCAGCCCGGACGAAUCGGUGGAGAAGGAUGUGGACAAGAAUGAGGGACAGAGGAAGAGGUUUCAUUUCUUGAAGUUCAAGAAAAAGUCGAAGAACGGCUCUGCCUACGAGACCCCGGAUAACAACCAACGGGUUGUCAGUGAUGUUGAGCCCAGUAACACUGCAGAGGAUGGAGAGGCCUCGUCAGACAACAUUGUUUCCAACAGCAAGCGGUCUUCUCUCUAUAGCACCGCACCCAGGUCAAAGGGAAAAGAACUCAGCUACUCAGAGUUGGACCUCCGUAAGCCCAAAAGGUUUUCUACAUUUUCCUUUGGUCAAAAAAGGAGGAAGAAGAAAGAUGAAGAGAGAAUCUCUAAGAGCACGUUUGGCCUUCAUAGCCCAGGCAUUGAAGAGCAAAAUGAGGGAAAAGAACUCAGCUACUCAGAGUUGGACCUCCGUAAGCCCAAAAGGUUUUCUACAUUUUCCUUUGGUCAAAAAAGGAGGAAGAAGAAAGAUGAAGAGAGAAUCUCUAAGAGCACGUUUGGCCUUCAUAGCCCAGGCAUUGAAGAGCAAAAUGAGACUCCUCUGCACGUCCGACAGAUGGAGUUGGAUCAAGCAAUGUUCAGUAUGUCUCAACCAGAGCUUGACAUCAGCGAUGCAUUUGACAUCCCUUCUCCUCCUCCUGUGGCCACAAACCAGUCAAAAUCAAGUUUCAAUCUCCCUAAUCAAUCACAGUCAUCUGUCGCUAUAAACACCCAACCAGAAGCAAAGGAGCCUCUGACAAAGUGCUCCGAUCUUUUUGAUGUUCAUAAGGAACCUCCGAAAGCACCUAUUGCCAUCAUUCCUGAGCUGCAGCUGGAGAAUACAGCCUCAUCGGAGAAAGAGAACAUUCCUGUUCAUGAUAACUCAUCCAAAAGCAAUUCCAAUUCAUCUGCUCACAUGACUCACACAGAAACCACCUCUGCGGUCGAUAACCAGACUGUUCAUAUCCUUCCAGCUAGCCUGCCUCCAGUCAGGCUCGACACCUCAGAUGAGAAAGAAGCCAACGCAGCAGCUGUUGACUCAGUCUCCAGAAACAAUAACCCGUGUGACAAUGAGAUCCUCCAGCAGGUUAACACAAAAACAGAAAACUCUCUUACUGAAUCCAUCACAGUUACAUCACCACAUCAUCAACACGAUGCCCCUUUCAUAGCUGACAGUACAGGUCCAAAUGGCAAACCCCCCCUGGCAAAUGUUGACUUCAAAAUUGACACCACUUUUACAGAGUCAGCCCCUCUUCUUCACACUGACAACUCUGCUCUCAAUGAAAAUUCUGCUUCUAUGCAUGAAGAAGCCUCAAUGUCUCUCACUGAGAGGUCUAUUCCUGAAACUGCCACUACAACCUCAGCGGUUAGCGGUGAAAAGAGCGGUUGUCCUGUCAUUCAAGAUGCAGCUUAUGGAGAGUUGUAUGAGACACUUUUCCCCCAGAAUUUUACCUCAGAGGUAAUGUCAUCCCUCUCAAACCUCCCACCUAAAAUCCACACCGAGAUAACACAAAUUAACACCAAAUCAGAACCUAUUGUGCUUAAAACCCUUAAUGAGUGCCACACCGAAACUAAUGUUAUUUUUUCUCGUCUGUCCACUUCACGUGAGUUUGACCCUACUGUUUGCAGAAUGGAUGAAGCUGUGGGUGGAUACACUAACAUAAAUGCCAGCUUCAGCGAGAGAAAGGUGCUUUCUUCAAGUGAGAGCUCCAGAUUUACCUCUUACCAAACUUCUACUGCUUCUGAGUGUCAGAGAGACUCAGAAAUACAUGACAGAUAUCUACUUUCCCCUCUCAGUUCAGGUUCUGAACCAGCUAACAGUGAUAACAUUCCUUACUCAAAGCUGAACCCCUCCCUUUCAGAGGUGAAAUCAGACAGUUUCUGCUUCAUCCAAGACACUGUCAGGUCAGUCCCUGUGGUUCAAAACUCCACCCAUCCUGUUUCUGACUAUGUAACAUCCCAAGGGACAGAUAUUCAGGUUACUGACUGUAAAAGGAGAGUGAUCCUAGUCAAAGAGUUAGUCACUGAUGAGGCGAGUCCUGACCCUGGCUGUCCCUCUCCCGUUCCUGAGAAGAUGAGUGCAGUUAAGGGUCUAGAGAUAAAAAUUGAAACAACGGAGAGUUUAUCUGCUCCUUCCGGGCAGAUGGAUGGUUAUGAUGGGCCUUUAAGUCCAACAUAUCUCAGCGCAGGAUCAGAUGACGCCAGUGUCACUGAGAUCUACUACAGUGCUGAAGAGGACAACGCAGAGGAGAGUAUGGAUGAAGAGAUGUACACGGUGCAUGAAAGAGAAGAAAUUAGCGUGGAAGACGGACUGAAAGCGGUUGUCAGUCUUUGCGGGGCAUCUCCACAGAAGGGGGAGACUGCAGAAAGAGGUAUGAGUAAGAGAGGUGAGGUAGAAUUGAGUGUGGUAAUUCUUAAAAUGCAGAAUGAUGGAGGCAAAAUGGGCAAUGAAGAACAGAAAGAGGAUGUCAGUUACCUAUCUGAAGUGCAGCAACAACUAAGUGGUCAGAAUUCAGAUACUGGGACUUCUGAAUUUCCUGUGAGUAAUGAUGCAAAGACUCAGCAGAAAGAAGUAGCUACCCCAGCGUAUGUGCAGGUGAAAGUAGACGGAAGGUUGGGGAGAAAGGAGGAGUUACCAGCCACACCGGUUCAGCAAGUAAACACACUGAUGGAAUGCGACUUUCCUCCACCCUCCAGUAAGCAGCAUGGGCAGGGGGAGGGGUCAAAGGGAAAUUGGACCGAGGGUUUGGAAACAGAAGACCACCCUUAUGAAGAGAAGCAACUUCCAAGCCAAGAUGUACAAUAUCUGGCUUACAAAGACAUUAGACGUUCUGAAAAUAUACAUUCCAGUCACACAAGAAAGGAAGACAUAAUCACAUCCACAUUUAGAGAGAAAGAAAUGCAAGUUUCACUUACUACAAAAGCAGACACGAGCAAAGAAAGCACAAAAGUCAACAGUUAUGCUAACACAAGUGCAGUCACAGAUACUCCUGGUGGAGUAGAGGUUGUCACGGGCACAUUGACACACAGCGCUGAGCUGCAAUCAGAUGCCACAGAGGCCGAACACAAUAGGACUCCACAGAGUAGUGAGUGGGUGGAUACAAUUACUCAGAGCACAAACGGAACCAGGACUGUGCAAAAACAGGUGGCAGUUGAGCUGUCAGCCCCGGACACAGACACACACUGUCCUGAUAUAGAAGCUGCACACACACACUCGGAGAGACUGGAGCAUCUGGCAGGAGCCCAACCUGACCUGAAUCAGGGGUAA
Molecule: messenger RNA, 3514 nt
Organism: Micropterus dolomieu (smallmouth bass)
Lineage: Eukaryota; Metazoa; Chordata; Actinopteri; Centrarchiformes; Centrarchidae
Exons: 5
Coding region: 191-3514 (1107 amino acids)
Source: RefSeq, a predicted model, not a curated record